AGCAGCAGCGCGGCGCCCAGCACCAGCAGCAGCAUCGCGGCGCCCCGCACGGCCCCAGCCUAUCGCCGCCGCCGUCCGCGCCCGCCCCGGCCCUUCCCCCGGCCCGCCCCCGCCGCGCCCCGGCAGCCGGGGCACCGGCCCAGCCUCAUUCAAACGGCAGCAGCGCCCAGCAGGCCCGCCGGCUCCAGAGCUAAGGGAGAACAGUCUUGCUGUUGGUAGCGUGUGUUAAUUGAAAGCAUGUUGGCUACCAAGCUGUCCCGGCCUCUCCUGAACUUCUCUGUGAAAGCCCUGAAUUUCAAGGACCCAGGGAAUGGCUUCAGGCCUGUGCAAAGAUUUUGCUUCCCUCUCUUGUCCCCAUGUGGCAGCCGCUCUUAUGCAAGUGAAGUCGAUGAGAUUGGCAGCAGAGCUGUGCUUAUAACGGGUUGUGACUCAGGGUUUGGAUUUGCCUUGGCCAAGCACCUGCAUACCAAAGGCUUCAUUGUUUACGCUGGCUGCCUGCAAAAGGACAAGGGAGAUGGUGGCUCCAAGGAUCUGGACAACAUGAACAGUGAUCGAAUGAGAACUGUCCAGCUCAACGUCUGUGACAGCAAAGAAGUGGACCGAGCAGUGGACCACGUGAAUAGCAGCCUUGAGGACCCAGAGAAAGGGCUCUGGGGGCUGGUUAACAAUGCUGGGAUCUCCACAUUUGGGGAAGUCGAGUUCACCAGCAUGGACACCUACAUGGAGGUAGCUGAAGUCAACCUGUGGGGGACUGUGCGAACCACCAAGGCUUUCCUCCCACUCAUCCGGAGGUCAAAGGGUCGUGUGGUGAACAUCAGUAGCAUGAUGGGUCGGAUGGGCAGUCCUGCCCGGUCACCGUACUGCAUCACCAAGUUUGGUGUGGAAGCCUUCUCCGACUGCCUGCGGUAUGAAAUGCAGCCCCAGGGGGUGAUGGUCAGCAUCGUGGAGCCUGGCAAUUUCAUAGCUGCCACCAACCUGUACAGCCCCGAGCGAAUCAAAGCCAUAGCUGACAAAAUGUGGGACGAGCUCCCUGAGAUAGUGCGCAAAGACUAUGGCAGGAAGUACUUCGAUGAGCAGGUCAGCAAGAUGGAGACGUACUGCAACAGUGGCUCGACAGACACCUCACCGGUCAUCGAAAGCGUCGCCCACGCGCUCACCUCCACGACCCCCUACACCCGCUACCACCCCAUGGAUUACUACUGGUGGCUGCGCAUGCAGAUCAUGACGCACAUGCCUGCUGCCAUUGCAGAUCGGCUCUAUGUCUAUUGAGGCCUCACACUCCUAGGCUACCCAUGUGGGAAAUUUGUUUUAAAGAGAGCAUCGUACACACUUCCCAUUAGUCCUUUUUAAAUUUUUCUAACCUCAUUUCAGAGUACUGUAUUUUAGCUCUAAAGGGUUCAUUUAAACAUCUAACAUAACCUAAAGGGCAGUAAUUUGCAAGGGAUGCUUCAUAGGCAGGAAUAUGUUAUGUUUGUGCAGGGACAUUGAUUCUUUGCUAUUUAUUUCAUGUAAUCCUUUUUGUUUUCACCUCAAAUAUGAAGUUAUAAUCAUUAUUUAAACUGCAAUUGCUCUGAAGUGUUUUCAGAAUAAUUUCUGCUGAUGGCCAAACACAAUCUUCACAAUUCCUGCCUAGGAUGCAGCCUUCACACCAUAAAACAGAGGCCCUCCAUGCCAUGACGGCAAACCACUGCCUCCUGAUGACAAAGAGCGUCCAACAGACUUUUCGAGGCCUGGUCACAGUAGCCCAAGGCAGAGCAGAGACUUCUUUAAUUUGGGGAUCAGAACUCAAAAUGCUCGAGGUGCUGAAACUGAGCAACUGACCCUGUCCCUUUCUCUCUUAGAAUUAUACUGAUGAAACCUUAGAGAAAAGGAACCAGUCUGCUUUUCUUGCAUGCUUUCUUGCAAAGGAGUUCAAUGGUCCAGGGACUCAAUCCUGCAGACCUUUCCCACAGGAGUUUCUUACUCAUAUGAGCAUUCCCAUGAGUGUGAGCAGCUUUACGCACAGGACUGCAGGUGUCAGGAUUGGCCUGUAGUAACAUUUCUCUUCUCUUCAACAGUAAUUGAAUGUCAACUCCAGACUUAGUUUGGAGAAGAGCUUCACUCUAGCUCCUAUAAUUUGUGAGGAUCACCGCAGAGCAGAGGGAAGCAGAGAGGGUUAUAGUCACAUCACUGAAUGCUGUUCUUACCAGGGACCUCAGAGUUACACCGAAGUAUUUGUACAGCACCUUGCACAGAAGGGCCUUAACCCUGACCACGGCCUCUAGGCACUAUUGCAGUGCAGGUAAUUAAUAACAAUAAUAACUUUAAUUGAAGGAGUCACUGAGCUGAAAUACAUCUAACAUGAUACAAAUCUAACAGAACAUCCAUAACAAUGAAGUUAACUUUAAGAGCAGUUUCAUUUCCAUGAUGGUUGUUUACAUGUCUGAGAAACAUUUGUUUUGUACCGUAAGAAAAGAAAAAACCAUAAAAGAUCCUUUCAUGGGAAAAUGUGGAAAGGGUUAAUUUUUUUUAAGCUUGAAAGGUGAAAAACACAAGUAAUUAAAAUACCAUUGUUAGCAAAGUUAAAGAGAAGAGAUCUCACGUGCUCUAGUAACAUACCAUGACAUGAUCAAACUCCUUUGGCUUAAUAAAUGUAUACAUGAAUGGUAACAAAA
Molecule: messenger RNA, 2654 nt
Organism: Gymnogyps californianus (California condor)
Lineage: Eukaryota; Metazoa; Chordata; Aves; Accipitriformes; Cathartidae
Gene: BDH1
Product: 3-hydroxybutyrate dehydrogenase 1
Exons: 7
Coding region: 238-1269 (343 amino acids)
Molecular function (GO): oxidoreductase activity
Source: RefSeq, a predicted model, not a curated record